UGUUUCUAAGACGGACUCCUAACAACAAGUGACACUGCAUAUCAAAAAUAAAAGCGCAAUAGAAAUGCAAAAGCAUGAAGAAACUCAUUUUGUCACUAGGCUAUAGGACUCCCCAUUAGGUGGCCUCGUUGACUUGAUUUAGGUUGUAACAUCUGACAAUCCAAAUAUGUGAGUUUUACGACGCAUUUCCUUAUUUCAGGUAUCAGCAUCAGCAGUGAAAAUCUGCAGCUCUCAAGUGAAUUAAUGGGUUAGAAAUUCAUUCAUACAGUAGCCUACUGAAGAGAAAAAAGUAUAAGAGCAAUAAUAAAAAUGCAGUCAUGUAAUUCAUAUCCUGAGCAUAAACUAAAAUGAACGCAUCAUGAAUCGUUCAAGUUCAAUCGUAAUAGAAUCGCAACAUUAGAGCGCAUUGGAGCAUCAGAGCUCCUCUGUGACUCACAGAGUUUUUUUUUUUAAUUCAGCACCGACUCUAAAACCGGACGACCUACUGUUAGAGUAAAUUCUCAAGCCCCUCGGGCUCGGACACGGCACAUCUCGGUGUGAAGCGCGUUGGUCAUGUCACUCGGCAUCGGGUCUCACCGAUCGCGCAAACGACGCGCAUUGCUCAACCUCAAAAAAGAACACCUUCAUUUCUGCAGCAUGAAGAUGCGCUGGAGUCAUUCAUCGAGGACGGACACGAAGCAAGUUUUCUUUCCUGUUUAUUCAAAUGAAUCGUUUUAAGGACAGGGCGGUUCAAAGAGCAAACAGUGCAACGUUUAUUCGGAUAAAUGCGAAACGAAGCGCUUCAGUAUCAUCUAACAGGUCAGUUUAAUAUUAGUUUUGUCCCUUUGUUGACACACAGAAAUGCAGGAACAGGUUAUUGCUCACUGGAAUCUGAGCAAAACGUGUCUUUUAUGAUGUAAGGACUCCUGCACGAUCACCACUAGAUAUAUAAGAGAACUCCGGAUGGGUGAGUCAAAACGUGUGCAAAGUAAUCAAUUAAACUUUGUUUUGAUGGAUGGAGGAUCACUGAUGCUACUACAAGAUGAUUAUGUUUCUCUGAUUGGCAUGCCAUUAUAACUGGACGCUGGAAUGCAGGAAAGUGUUUUGUGCAAUGGAGUAUGAACUGGAAAUAUGAAUGUCCCACAGUCAGCGUUACCUGAGGUGUGACAGGUCUGACGGACUCUACGAGUGUUUGAAUACUUUUUAAUGAUGCAGUGAGAUAUUAGAUGCACGGGAUAAUAGCAGUGAUGGAUUUGAACUUGACAACGGUCAUUGACAGCGGCUUCAUGGAAAGCGACCGGUCCACGCGGGUUCUGACCGGUUGCUUUCUGUCCGUUCUAAUCCUCUCCACUUUGCUCGGCAACACACUGGUUUGUGCAGCUGUCACAAAGUUUCGCCACCUGCGCUCUAAAGUCACAAACUUUUUUGUCAUCUCGCUGGCCGUGUCGGAUCUGCUGGUGGCCAUUCUGGUCAUGCCCUGGAAGGCCGUGACAGAGGUAGCUGGCUUCUGGCCCUUUGGUGCGUUUUGUGACAUUUGGGUGGCUUUCGAUAUCAUGUGCUCCACAGCGUCCAUCCUGAACCUGUGCGUUAUUAGCGUGGACCGAUACUGGGCCAUUUCCAGCCCGUUCCGCUAUGAGAGGAAGAUGACUCCCAGGGUGGCCUUUGUGAUGAUCAGUGGGGCUUGGACUCUAUCCGUGCUCAUCUCCUUCAUCCCGGUGCAGCUCAAAUGGCACAAGGCUCAGCCGAUGAGCUUCACGGAGGUCAACGUGUCUCACAAGGCUCUGCUGACGGACAACUGCGACUCCAGCCUCAACCGAACGUACGCCAUUUCAUCCUCGCUCAUCAGCUUCUACAUUCCCGUCGCCAUCAUGAUUGUAACGUACACUCAGAUUUACCGAAUCGCCCAGAAGCAGAUCCGACGCAUCUCGGCUCUGGAAAGGGCAGCAGAGAGCGCCAAGAUCCGCCACAACAGCAUGGGCGGCAGCUCCAACAUGGACUCGGAGAGCUCCUUCAAACUGUCCUUCAAAAGAGAGACGAAAGUCUUAAAAACGCUGUCUGUUAUAAUGGGGGUUUUCGUGUGCUGCUGGUUGCCCUUCUUCAUCCUGAACUGCAUGGUGCCGUUUUGUAAGCGCACGUCGGCCGGUCUCCCCUGCAUCAGUCCAACAACAUUUGAUGUUUUUGUCUGGUUCGGAUGGGCCAAUUCUUCUCUCAACCCCAUCAUAUACGCCUUCAACGCCGACUUUCGCCGAGCUUUUGCCAUCCUUUUGGGAUGCCAGAGAUUCUGUCCGGGAAGCAUUAGCAUGGAAACACCUAGCCUGAACAAGAACUGAAAAGCAAUGUAACACCAAUCCUUUGCCAAAGGAAAGCAGGGGGGGAAAUGGAUUUGGGAUUAAGACUCUGGGAAGAGAGCCCUCCUGCUGUGCUGGAGAGCAGGGGAAGUGGCUGCGACGUCCCAUAAGCGAAGCUAAUCUCUAUAAAAAGCAAUACUUCCCCAAAGAAUGACACAAGUGUGGUCUGUGCAUUCCCAGUGUCUUUUUCAGAUCAUGAACAGAUUACUGAAGUCAGAAGUCAGACGUGCAAUGUUUUAUCAAAAGAAAUGUAGAUGUUUCUUUGAAUGUUCUGUGGAAGUCUUGUUUAUUUUAAAGAGGCUGUACAGUAAUAAAGUUAAAGCACUGGGCAAAACUGCAAUUCGAUGGAAUAAAUGUUGUGUAUUUACUGCAAAUGAGUGGAGAAUAUGUUUGUCAUUCCAUAAAUAUCUGAAAUAUCACUGAUUUAAUGACCAUUCCAGUCAUUUCCAAUAAUAUUCAGUGUAAUCUGAAUCUAAUACAUCGCUGCUUGAUAAAUAUCUGGCUCAUCCUCUCCACUCUCAUUACAUUUCCUUUACGUCUUGCCUUAUUCAUGAGAUUUCAAACAAACAAGAGGGCAGAUGGUCAAUCAUGAGAUGGCCAUCCCAUUAUUGGCGUAAUGAACAUGUAUAUUGUUCUGUGGUACUUGUUCUCUUCAAAGCCUCUGAUUCAUUAUUAAACUGUGAAAGCUAAACACCACGACUAGCAGAACAGAUGGCCGUAAAAUAAAAAUGCAGAUGUGGCAGAGCGCUCAUUUACGGUCAUCAAGUAAUAGAUACGUUAUUGUUGAGAUUGUAAUUAUGUUCUGAAAGCAUAUGGGAUCCUCGGUCCUGGUACAAAAUAACACUGGAUGUGAUGCAAUGUGUCAUGUGAUAAUGUGGAAAAUGAAACGUUUAGAACAUCUGCGGUGAACUGAAUGUAAUUAAUUGUGAUGAGUCUAAUUAUGUGGUCGGUUUUAUGGUAUUUUUGUGGCAGAGAUAUUUUCAUGCUUUCACAACACAUCAUUUGGUGCUGUUACUUGUAUUCCAGAGUACUGCAUUUAUUAUGGUGUUUAGAGAAGGACACCGAUUCAGUGAUUUAGCAUUACAAUGUUGCAGUAGAAUUAAAUGAUAUUUAACUUAUUUGACAACUGAUGAGAAAGUACAUAUGUAAAGCAAACAGUAGGAUUCAUGGUGUUGUUUGUACUUUCUUUGUGAACACUAACCUAUGCAAAACAUAGUCUAGAAAAUACAUCUCUGGAUUAAUAAUUCCUCAGCACUCAAGAUCUUAUUCUUCACUUGAUGAAACUUGAAUAGGAAGCAAUAACAGACAGCAGGAACUGUGGCUCUCAACCUCUUAAACUUUCAUUUGUUACCAUCAAGCUGUCUUGACACUGUGCAAAGCUGGCAUAAAUAGAGAUAAUAAGCUCAGAGGAGUUGGGGAGUCAAAUUGUUUUUGUUUGCCAGCCUCCGUGAAUGUGUAAGAGUCAAGCUCUCACAGCAGGGCCCUCAAAACUGACAUUUCCACUCAGCUUCAAAUAUAACACUCUCAUGUUAGACACAAUAGGAAGCAUAUUGGAUGAGUUAUUAAACAGCAGACGCUGUGCUUAAGAUCCAGAAACAGCAGUGCAUGAGUCAUCACUGUCAUUUGUUUCAGUUGUGUUUGGUCUGUGUCAGCUGACAGGAAAUAGUGGGGCCACUGUGUAAUUAGUGUAAUGAAGAGCAUUAGUAUUGUAUAGCGUACUUGUGCAUACCUAAUGGACGGAUACCAUAGGUGUGAACAUAUAUUCAAUUUACCAUCCUCACAGAAAUAAAGCCACACACUGGUGUAAAACUAUUCAAUCUUUAUUAAAUCUUUAAACUUCUGGUGGUGACCUGAAACCUUAAAGGGAUAGUUCACCUAAAAAUGAAAAUUUGAUGUUUAUUUGUUUACCCCCAGGACAUCCAAGAUGUA
Cyprinus carpio (common carp) is the source of this 4256-nucleotide messenger RNA. It is a transcript of the gene drd1a, whose product is annotated as D(1) dopamine receptor. Gene Ontology annotation, cellular component: membrane. The record is from RefSeq and is a predicted model, not a curated record. Gene Ontology annotation, biological process: adenylate cyclase-activating adrenergic receptor signaling pathway. Gene Ontology annotation, molecular function: G protein-coupled receptor activity. Lineage: Eukaryota; Metazoa; Chordata; Actinopteri; Cypriniformes; Cyprinidae.